AUGCCUCUGGUGAAGCGAAACAUCGAGCCCCGGCACUUGUGCCGCGGAGCUCUGCCUGAAGGAAUCACCAGUGAACUGGAGUGUGUCACCAAUAGUACCCUUGCUGCUAUCAUACGCCAGCUAAGCAGUCUGAGCAAACAUGCUGAAGACAUAUUUGGUGAGCUGUUUAAUGAGGCCAACAACUUCUACAUCAGAGCAAAUUCCCUUCAAGACAGAAUUGAUCGCCUUGCUGUCAAAGUUACCCAGCUGGAUUCAACAGUGGAAGAGGUGUCACUACAGGACAUCAACAUGAAGAAAGCAUUCAAAAGUUCCACAGUACAAGACCAACAGGUGGUGUCAAAGAACAGCAUCCCGAAUCCUGUGGCUGACAUUUACAAUCAGAGUGAUAAACCACCGCCUCUGAACAUUCUUACACCAUACAGAGAUGAUAAGAAGGAUGGGUUGAAGUUCUAUACCGAUCCAUCCUAUUUCUUUGACCUCUGGAAAGAAAAGAUGCUCCAGGACACGGAAGACAAAAGGAAAGAGAAAAGGCGACAAAAGGAGCAAAAACGUAUAGAUGGCACAACCCGCGAGGUGAAAAAGGUUAGAAAAGCCAGAAACAGGCGCCAGGAGUGGAAUAUGAUGGCAUAUGACAAAGAGCUUAGACCUGACAACAGGUUGUCUCAGAGUAUAUACCACGGCGCGUCUUCCGAGGGAUCCCUGUCCCCCGACACUAGAUCCCAUGCUUCAGAUGUUACGGAUUACUCUUACCCAGCCACUCCAAACCAUUCUCUGCAUCCACAGCCAGCGACACCUUCCUACACAGCUGGCGACGGGCCACCGCACGGGGCAGCCAGCCAGGCUCCUGAGCAUGAGUUCAGACCACCGUCCACCUCGGCGAGGCACAUGACCCUCAACAGACCGCAGCAGCCACCCCCGCCGCCCCCUCCACAGGCCGCAGAAGGGUCUCAGGCCUCGGCCCCUAUGGCCCCCACAGACUAUGGGAUGCUACCAGCACAGAUAAUUGAAUACUACAACCCAUCAGGACCACCUCCUCCUCCACCGCCCCCUGUGAUUCCUUCCGCACAAACUGCCUUCGUUAGCCCUCUGCAGAUCCCCAUGCAGUCGUCCUUCCCUGCACCUGCUGGCGGCACCUACACGGCUCCUCCUCACCCUCCUCCCACUGGGCUCGUCGUCACAGCCCCGGCCCCGCCAGGCCCCCCGCCGUCCCCACCCGGCCCCCCUGGUGCCGGCUCCUCGCUCUCAUCCUCACCCAUGCAUGGCCCCCCAGUAGCCGAGGUGAAGCGUCAGGAAACCGCACAGCCACCCAUCAGUGAUGCUCGAAGCGAUCUUCUUGCUGCUAUUCGAAUGGGAAUACAGCUGAAAAAGGUGCAGGAGCAGCGUGAGCAGGAGGCCAAGCGGGAGCCCGUGGGGAACGACGUGGCCACCAUCCUCUCCAGGCGCAUUGCCGUGGAGUACAGCGAUUCGGACGACGACUCGGAGUUUGAUGAGAAUGACUGGUCAGAUUGA
Molecule: messenger RNA, 1509 nt
Organism: Trichechus manatus latirostris (Florida manatee)
Lineage: Eukaryota; Metazoa; Chordata; Mammalia; Sirenia; Trichechidae
Gene: WASF3
Product: WASP family member 3
Exons: 8
Coding region: 1-1509 (502 amino acids)
Biological process (GO): actin cytoskeleton organization; positive regulation of Arp2/3 complex-mediated actin nucleation
Cellular component (GO): SCAR complex; cytoskeleton; lamellipodium
Molecular function (GO): protein kinase A regulatory subunit binding; Arp2/3 complex binding; actin binding
Source: RefSeq, a predicted model, not a curated record